AUGCCAUCCACAGCAGCUCAUACCGCCGCCGACCUGCAGGUCAGUGUUACCGACUACGACACAUUGACAGAGACGCACAAGCAACCAAAGCCUGAAGUCGACCCUGAUCUUUUGGCAGCUCAACUGCGAGAUCUGCAAAGACAGUCAGAGCGCUUUCUCGCUAAGCAUCGUCUCCAUGAUAGCUAUGCCAGCAGCAGCAGUACAGGUAGCGACGAAGAGAGCGAUGUUGUUGGUACCCCAGCAUUGGCCAGUUCCGGAGUGUCGACACCUGCAGGCGAUGUCGUACCACGUACACCGUCCAACCUGUCGACUUUGACAACAUACUUUCCGACCUCGCCGACAGGCAAACCACUUUCUGGUUCAGGCCGACUGAGAUCUCCGAGUCCAUUAGCUGCUGGUGAAGUGAAGACUUCAGACUUGCAAGUUCCAGCUGCCAUCGCAGAAGAAGAGCCCAGAUCGAUCUCGCCACACGGCAACGCCCAGGCAACAUCAGCUUCAUCCGUGUAUUCCGAACACCGUCAGCCUGAGGUUCACCAGCCAGACUUCCAAGAGCAAGGACCCAACUCCGUAGAGCGAAAGCACCGACCACGUUCAGCAAGCCUGUCAGUAAUACAGAAAGCAAGCACUUCCAACCGGCGAGUGGUCAGACGUUCGUCCUUUGGCGAUCUACCCAGAAGCAAUGCAUUGGUCGACUGGUUCAAUGCCAGAACUCCAGAGCGACGACUUGAGCUACCAGGUCGUCCUGCGCUUGUUCGACCUGGUCAGAACCAACGCGACCUACCCAAAGAUGAAAUUGAGGUGAUCGGCGCCGACGGUCUUCCUGUAAGCACCGAGACCAAAGCAAAGCGGAAGAAGCUCCAGAAGAAAGGUGGUCCUCCAGCCCAUGGAUCCGAUGGCUUGAGCUCAAGCAGCCAAGAAUCACGAGGCAGUCUAUGGUCACAGGCCAAGGAGUCUUUUGUUGCAACUUACUGUCCAUCGGAAGCACCGCCAUUGAUCUUGCCAUCUGGUCCGACAGACCUCGAGAAGACGUUGUACUUGAAGACGAACAGGCUGGGACUGUACACUUUCGGUGUCUUCUCAUUUCUGUCCCUGAGUGUUGGCAUGUGGCUCUUCGUCAUAUCGUUCAAUGCUUUCUACUGGUUCGGCGCCGUCGUCUUUCUCCUCCAGAUCUACCUCCUUAUUUCUUACACCGUCUCGAUCUGUGGCAAAGACUAUGACAUCAAGAAGCACCAUAAGAUUCUCGAGGAGAACCUGAUCGACCCACUCACCUGCUCAACGGUGGACAUCUACCUGCCCUGCUGCAAAGAGCCCAUCGAGGUCCUGGAGAAUACGUACAAGUACGUUCAGCAACUACAGUACCCCACCACCAAGCUGAAAGUCUACGUCCUGGAUGACGGAGCAAGCGAUGCCGUCAAAACCAUGGCACAGACUUACGGCUACAACUACAUCUGUCGAGAAGAUCGACCACGGUUGAAAAAAGCUGGGAAUCUGCGCUGGGCGUUCGCCAGGACUGAGGGUGAUUUCUUUGCGAUCUUUGAUGCCGACUUCUGCCCCCGCCCCGACUUCCUCUCCGAGAUCAUCCCCAUCCACCUCGCCAAGCCCGACACCGCCAUUGUCCAGACACCGCAAUUCUUCCGCACCUCCACCGAUCAGUCCUGGGUAGAGCAAGGCGCUGGCGCAGUCCAGGAACUCUUCUAUCGUGUCGUGCAGAUCAAUCGUAACCGCUUCGGUGCUUCCAUCUGUGUUGGCAGUAAUGCCGUCUACCGUCGCUCGGCUCUAGAGGAAGUAGGCGGGACAGCCGAGAUAGGGUUCUCCGAAGAUGUUCACACUGGCUUCUAUGCUGUGAACCGAGGGUGGAAGGUCAGGUAUCUGCCAUUGUGUUUGGCAUGUGGGAUUUGUCCGGACACGCCGAGGGCGUUCUUCAGUCAGCAGAUGAGGUGGUGUAUGGGCUCAACAACUCUCCUCACCAACAUGGACUUCUGGCGAAGCAAACUCAACCCCAUCCAGAAAAUCUGCUACCUCUCAGGCAUGAUGUACUACUCCGCCAUUUCACUCAGCAUCUUCAUGAAUCCCCUACCAGGAAUUCUAAUGCUCUGGUGUCGACCCCAAUACGUGCGCUACUACAACCUCGCCUUCGCAGUCCCGUCAAUCGUCUACUCAAUCAUCGCCAUCCGGUGCUGGAGCAAAGCACGCUAUGGCUUUGCCGUCCAGUUCGUCAUGGUCAUCCAGUCCUACGCAUAUCUGACUGCCAUCAAAGAUCGACUUUUCGGGAGAGCUUUGGCGUGGGUCCCGUCUGGCGAUACGAAGGCGCAUAAGAACAAUAAGUAUAGGAACAUGAGGAUUUUGGCGUGGUGUUGGAUGAUGAGUGUGAUGGGAGCGGUGAUUGCUGGGACGACGUAUCAGGUCUUGAGGGGGUUGCCUUGGUAUGAUUGUCUGCCGUUGAUCAUUCUGGAUGCUUUCAACUUGUUCUUGGCACAUCGGUUCUUGCUGUGGAGUGGGAGGAUUUGA
Fulvia fulva is the source of this 2508-nucleotide messenger RNA. RefSeq names its product Cellulose synthase catalytic subunit [UDP-forming]. Lineage: Eukaryota; Fungi; Ascomycota; Dothideomycetes; Mycosphaerellales; Mycosphaerellaceae. The coding region runs from base 1 to 2508 and encodes 835 amino acids. The record is from RefSeq and is a predicted model, not a curated record. The transcript has 4 exons.